GAUCGCGAUGCCCCAGCUUGAGUUUAUCUUUCCCAACUCACUCCAACACUACGGUUGAUCAAUAUCCCGCUUCCAAAAAACACACUGAAUCACAAAAACCUGCAAAAAUCGGCCUCAUGUCUUCCACAGUAACCGUCCAGCCGAUCCCUUCUCCCGAGGGAUCCAACAUCGACUUUGGAGCUGUUGUCUCCAACGUUGACAUUGAAAACCUCACCGAUGCCGACUUUGACGUAAUCCGUGACGCCCUGUUCCACCACCAGGUCCUUGUUUUCAAGAAUCAGGGCCACGCCUCGCCCAAGGCGCAGUACGAGAUCACCCAGAAGUUCGACCCCGAGGCGGGCGGUUCAUACGGCCACGGCAAGACUCUGGACGCUAAGCGCUCGAUUCUGCACCCGGACCUCAAGACCAUUCCUCAUCAGCCCCAGGUCCAGGUCAUCGGAAACGGCUUCGUGGAAGAAUACGAGGGCUUGAAGAACAUCCAGCUUCGCCACCCUCACCACCGCACUUUCCAUGCGACCACGAUCCCCGAUGAGAAGGACCUCGACUACACCCGCUUCUACCGAUGGCACAUCGACGCGGCCCUGUAUGGCCUCGCCCCACCAGUUGUGACCUCUCUGCUUGCAGUCAAAGUCCCUGGCGGUCGCAAGCAAACCCUCGUCUACGAUGACAACUCUGGCGAGGAGAUGACUGUUCCCCUUGGCACUACAGCCUUUGUCUCUGGCUAUGCCAUGUACGACAGGCUCUCUCCUGAAGACCAGGAGUUUGUUCGCACCACCAAAGUCGAGUAUGCUCCUCAUCCGUAUGUUUGGAUGAGCGGCGCCAAGUCCCGCUCCGAUGGUCUCGGCCUUGUGUCCGAGGGCAAGGAAGUUUCGCUCGACAGCUUGCCACCCAUCGAGGAGGAGAAGAUCCAGAUCCUGCCCAUGUGCUGGCGCAACCCAGUCACCGGUCGCCUGGCUCUUCAAGUCCAUCCUUCCGCCAUUCGCAAGCUGCAUCUUGCCGACGGCACUGUCAUCGACGAUCUUGAGAAGGUGCGCGAGAUGGUCCACGACCUUCAGAGGCCGGGCAUUGGCCCCAAGAUGGUCUACCCUCACGAUUGGGAGCAGGGUGACUUUGUCAUGUUCCACAACCGAGGCCUGAUCCAUUCCGUGGUCGGAGCGUUUGCUGAAGAUGAGGUUCGCCUUUUCCGCCAGUGCAACAUUGCUGGUAGCAAACUGCCUGAGGGGCCGAUCCAAGUCGGUGUUGCGGCCUAAACUGUCUUGUACCUGGUUGGAGUAGGGUUAGGAAAUGCGUGCGUUUGCUUUGGGCUGUCUGGUCAGAAUUAGAUUGUAAU
Ilyonectria robusta is the source of this 1330-nucleotide messenger RNA. RefSeq lists its product as uncharacterized. NCBI's taxonomy places the organism in Eukaryota, Fungi, Ascomycota, Sordariomycetes, Hypocreales, Nectriaceae. The record is from RefSeq and is a predicted model, not a curated record. Gene Ontology annotation, molecular function: oxidoreductase activity. The coding region runs from base 117 to 1250 and encodes 377 amino acids. The transcript is spliced from 2 exons.